Lasiosphaeria miniovina is the source of this 552-nucleotide messenger RNA. RefSeq lists its product as uncharacterized. The record is from RefSeq and is a predicted model, not a curated record. Lineage: Eukaryota; Fungi; Ascomycota; Sordariomycetes; Sordariales; Lasiosphaeriaceae. The transcript has 2 exons. The annotation marks the transcript as partial.
AAGAGGCAGGAUGCCACGCACAAGUACUGCCCGGGAGGGACGGCCAUCUGCUUCUCCGAGUUCACCGUGGCCGCGUACAACAUCACGUACCGCAUUGCCAUCCCCGAAGUCACGGCCGCGCCGUUCGACAUCCUGCUGCAGAUCCAGGCUCCCGCGUCGGUCGGGUGGGCCGGCCUGGCGUGGGGCGGCAAGAUGAGCAGCAACCCGCUGACUCUGGGGUGGGCAAACGGCAAGACCGCUGUGGUAUCUUCGCGCUGGACCGGCGGACACAGCCUGCCCGGCGCGUACACGGGAGCGACCUACACGGUGCUCCCGACAACGACGGCCAACUCGACGUGGUGGCAGCUCGACGUGCUUUGCAAGGGGUGCAGCCAGUGGGCGGGAGGGUCUCUCAACCCCAACGGCGUGAACGGGCUCGCGUGGGCCAAGGCCAGCCGUGCUGUGACAACGGCGGCCAGCAACACGAGCGCCUUCUCCAUCCACGACGGCAAGGCUGUCUUCUCCCACGACUUCAGCCAGGCCAAGAUCCCCCAGGGUGUGUUCGACGCGCUG